Molecule: messenger RNA, 3352 nt
Organism: Acanthoscelides obtectus
Lineage: Eukaryota; Metazoa; Arthropoda; Insecta; Coleoptera; Chrysomelidae
Source: the annotation of a GenBank genome assembly
AUUUGAUGUUCUGUGCUGGAAGUGGAAGGCGAAGAGUAGUCGAACUGUUAUUAGGAUUAUUUUUUAAUAUUUAGAACUGUAAAAUUAAUGUGAUCAUGGGUUUUUAACCAAAAGUUGUUUUUUAAAUAUUUAUAUAUCAUAACUCGUAAUUUUAAUUUUAUAAAGCUUUAAUAGUUUGUGAUAAAAAUACAGUUUAAGGUUAGUCGAAUCUAUUUCUUGAAUCUGUCUCAGGAAAUUUUCGUGAUGUAAAUUAGUCUUUAUUCCUUCCAGAAGAAAAAUGGGAGAAUAUUUUGAAAGUUUUCCUGAAGAAAUAACAAAGUGGGAAAUUAUCAGGGGUAUGGUUGACCUACAUCUAGAUGAUGCUCAACCAGUGCAAAAUAAAAAAAUACCCAGUGUUCAGCUCCUUCCACGUCAAGAUGUCAUGCGGUAUGGUUGGAUUCCAAAAAUGGAACAAGUCAUAUACACAAAAUGUAGAGAGUGUAAACUAGUUUUCAAACCCUGGGAUAUUUUGUCACAUAAGUCAUGUUCAGGGAGAAGUAUACCCACAAUACCCCACAGUUCUAAGAAGAAGGUUCACAAUAAAGGCAACUUGAAAAUUCCCAGUUCAACACUCCGUAAACAAGCUGUUAAGGAGUCAGCAAGUCCUUCGAUCUCGAAUCCCGCCGCAUCAGUGCCCGUAUCAACUCCAAGUCCAGCUGUAGCUUCAAACUCGGCGGCAAAUUCAGCUUCAACACCAGCCAAGGCAGUGACCAAAAUGGUGGUUGAUGACAUUACGUCAUCACAACCUAUCAAAACCACUACCACUGCCACUGCUGCUACAGUGAGCAAGUCACAGUUGGCCGUGUCCACCAGUGGUUCGUCCAAACCACAUGUGGCUCAUUCACAGAAAUCACAUCAUACCUCGUGGCCUUCCAGGACUGAGACUGGAGGGUCUAAUUCGGGAUCGUCAUCGAGCCACAGUCACCACCAUGGUCACGGUCACAGUCACCAUCAUCACCACAGCAGCGGCAGCAGUCACAGUAACCAUGGACGCACCAGCUCGAGCAGUUCCAGUAGCAGCAGAUACAAGAAAUCCAAGAAAUCGAACAGCAGCUGCCGAGUGGCCGUCAAGCAUUUCGACCCUGACGUCCACUGUGGAGUCGUGGUAUCGGGCAAGGGGCCUUGCACUAGGUCCGUCACAUGUUCCAACCAUAGGAUCCAGUUACGUAAACUAGUUCCUGGAAGAAGUAAGGACAUCCUUCAAUUGAUAGCUGAGAAAAAGACAUCGAAAGAACAGGCCCCUUCCCCAAACGGAGGAGUACCAGAGGAAAAAGACUCUUUUUCUCAAAGUACUACUUGCGUACCUCUUGUAGAAGCAAGUGCCAGCACAAAUGAACCUGACAAAUCUAAGGCUGCCACUUUUCCUAAGCCUAAUGAUAUACCAUCUUGUCCUAGACAGACUAGCUUAUAUACUAGCGAUAAGAACGAGAAUACGACUGAAAUGGAGAGUAAAGCUGUGAAGGAUGAGGUAAAAGCGAAAGAGGAAGAUAAGAGUGGUUUCAUGCCUAUGAGCCCUAUAUCAGUUGUUGCUCCAGUACCAGACUGGAAGAUGGAUAAAAACGACUACUACCUUUAUCUACUAAAAUGCACGGUACCUGACAAUGAUCUUAAAACAGAGGACGACGUGAAAGUACCAAUAGCAACGACUGCAUCAGUAUUGGUACCAAUCGUUAAUUCUUCGGUAAAGUUCUACCGUUCUCAUUCGAAGCCUGUUACUCUACCUUCUCAUUACCUUCCCACUUAUAAUACGAGGAAAAUCGGUGGGGCUAUUUUGAUAUCCAACCCUCAUGUUGACAGCCAAAGACAAGAAAUACUCAUGGCGAUUAAUAAGCAUAAAAUGAUGAAUAAUACUCACGGGUUCAGGUUAAAUAAUCAUGCAAAUCAUGUAAACCACGUAAACAAUCACAGACCUAAUAUACUGAAGGUUCGAAGCGUGAACAAAGUAAAUUGUAAGAGAAUGGCAACUGAAAAAUUGAACGCUAGUGAAAAUAAACAGUCAAGACUGCAUCCAAAUGUUAACGGGUACAUCCUGCACUCCGACAUAAGUGAAUCUGCUGAGGCCCCGCAGUUCAAUAGCAACAAUUGUCUCCAGCAGGCUUUACUUAAUUUGAAUUAAUACAGUGCCUGGUGCCUUCAGGCACUGAGAUUUCUUUGUUUCACCUGGUUUCCGAGAAUUAGGUAAUGGAAAAGCGGGCUUUUCCAAGUAAGAAACUUGUGAGAUAAUAUGUAUAUUGUGGAAGUUUUUAAUUGGUGAAAAAACAAUGUCACGCCAUGCUAAGUUUCCUUCACGAGAAUGUUCUAUGAGAAAUAUGAUGCUGGCGACAUUUUUUUCAGGUUUUUUUCAAAAGAGUCGGCUUAUUUUAAAUUGUGAUACACAAUUGUAUCGCGUGACACCUAAGAGCCGAAUAUGUACACUACCCAAAAAAAUUAAGGGAACGAGAAAAAAAAUCCAUUUUUUUUUUGGUGAUUCUUGACGGGAUGUGUUUAGAUGAAAAAUGGUCGUAUCUAGAAUUUAAAAAGUCGCUUAAGAACUUUCAGAUUCUAGUUUUCAGGAAUUUUAGCCGAAAAGUUUUAGGAGUAACGGUUUUCACGCAAUUUUAACAGAUAGCGGAAGGACAUUUUCUUGAAAAAUGUUUCCUUAUUUUUAGUCCAUGGGCUUGGCUUUUUUUCUGUUUGGCCAUCAUACGAAUCAGAUAGCAUGUUUAUUCAGCUUCAUUAUUCUGUUUUAAAAAUCCCGAUACGUCCAUUUGGCGCGGAGACAUUCGACUGAAUGAAAAAGGACCCUUUUGUCAUCCACCACUGAUAAGUUGUCGCACAGAGAAUGUAAGGGUAUUUCCGAAAACUGUAAUAAAUCUCUAAGAUUUGAUUACAAUCUUUGAGGAGCUUUUUUGUUUCUUUAGUAUUGAAUUCUAAAAGAGUAAAAAAAGUUACUUUUUGCCGUGUUUUGUAAAAUUUGUCGCAUUCGCAAAAGAAAAAAUGGUUUCUCCUUGUUCAACCAGAUUACAGGAUGUUUUGAUACAAAUUCCUGCUCCUUUGAUUUUUCCAAACUUCGUACAUUGGAUCGAUCUGCCGGCGUGCACGGCUAUUAGAGGUACAUUGAGGUAUAAAAAACCUACAAACAUUACCCUUCUCAUUAGCAGUUCCAAAAAUGAGGUCGAUUUUCCAAAACAAGGCAAAAGGUAACUUUUUUGACUCUUUUGAAAUCAUUCCUAAGGAAACAAAAAAAAUCCUCAAACAUUGCAAUUAAAUCUUAUAGGAGAUUUAUUCCAGAUUUCGGUAGUACCUCACACAAGGCAAACAUUUUCCAAAAAAA